Messenger RNA from Camellia sinensis, 1250 nucleotides. RefSeq lists its product as uncharacterized. Gene Ontology annotation, molecular function: protein binding. NCBI's taxonomy places the organism in Eukaryota, Viridiplantae, Streptophyta, Magnoliopsida, Ericales, Theaceae. The record is from RefSeq and is a predicted model, not a curated record.
UCAGAACUCCAGUGACUGGUUUCGCUCACUUGUUAUUACUAGUACUCCUACUUCUGAAUCAAAAGUCAACUGAGCAGCAUAAUGGCAGAAUUGCACGCACCGGAACGUGGCCCAAUUAACGCCGCCACAACCUCACCGGCGACAACCGCCACAACGACCAUAGUACCAGUUUCGGCCGACAAUAACAACAACACCACCAACAACCUCCGCCCAACUUUAGCUACAAAGCGGCAGCGCCGGCCAAGUGUCCGGCUAGGCGAGAUCGGCGAUCAACCGGCGACUAUCUCCUACGACUCUCACUCUCGUCGACCCAAGCCCUGGAGGUUCCACAAAGACCCUGGUCUAGCCGGUAAAUCCUCCAAGACUCGACCCUUGACCAACCUCGUUAACAAUGGAGGCUCCGAUUACUACGAAACCCUUGAGACCGAGGAGGACAAUCUCGAUUUCGGAAACCGCAAGCCAAAAUCGAAGAUGUCCAAUCGGAGAGUAGUGAGAACGAAUUGGACUGUAUCAUCCAAGAUCGAUUAUAACGGAGCUGAAGGCGACAGUAGAGAAGACAAUAAUAAUAUUAAUAAUAACAUUGAUGAUGAUGAUGAGUUGAGGGAUUUCGAGCCGGAGAGUCCUUUGAAAGAACAGAGUCCCGUUCACUCGAUCGACAAUGUUGGGUUCGAUUCCUCCUGGCACGGCCAUCGGAGGACGGCUAGGGCUAGGGUUUGUCAGACCGAUUCAAUGCCAGACUCUGAUUCUCGGGGGUAUCGGAAAUGCGGGGGGACGAGUAGAGAUGGGGUCAGGAAUUGGCUUAUUGGAUUGGGUCUAGGCCGUUACGCCCCUGUUUUCGAGAUACAUGAGGUUGAUGAUCAAGUUUUGCCCAUGUUGACAUUGGAGGACCUCAAGGAUAUGGGGAUUAAUGCCGUUGGUUCCAGGAGGAAAAUUCACUCUGCAAUUCAAAAGCUUGGCAAGGGCUUUUCCUGAGUUUUCCCCACAAACUUACAAUGCUUCUACUACUACUUUUUUUUGUCUUCUUCAAUCUUCUAUAGUUAUUGCUAUUUUUGGAUUUGGAUUUGGAUUUGGAAUUGAAUUUUUGUUUUAAUUAUCUUUCCUUUUGCUCUCACACUUUCUUAAUUCUACUUGUUUGUGACAUUAACAUAGAAGAAUUAACGCAUCUAGAUUGAGUGAGACACACUUUGUGGAAUUAAUGCUUCGUAUAUUCAAAACAUUAAUAAAAUUCGACCUUAGUCAAUUUUCCAUUA